AUGGACUCACAUAAAAAGGAGAUAACAAAGUGGGUAAACAAUGCUAUUAAACUAGAAAAUGAAAAACAAUUCCAGGGUGCUGAGGAAAGCUACACGCGCGCGAUUUACAUCUUGAAAAAUGUCCUACAGAACACAUCACUUUCCUCGGAUGAUCGCCAAGCCGUGAUGAAAUACACUAGCGAUAUCGCGAAGCGCAUCCAGAAACUACGUGCAAUCAACCGCAAAGGCGCUAUCCCCAGAACAACAUCAACAACAGCAUUGACAACUCCUAGUGAGGAAGGGGCCCUUAGUUCUGAGACAUCCAGGACUUCUCGUCCACCAGUAGUCAGAUCACAGUCGACGUCAACGCAUUUGCCGCCGCCUGGCGAUGAUUAUUUGAGUUUUCUUGGUGACCCUGAGUACAAACCGAGCGUGUCGAAGAUUGAAACGAAGCCUGGUCCGAAAUCCGUGACUUCGACCCCGCUGGCAUCCCCAAACCUAUCCACUUCGAAGGGCUCGCCAGUCGCCUCACCUCAUCACACGGGUACGAGGCUUAACUCGAGCUCCAACAACGCGAACUCCCUGAUUCCGAGCCCGAUUCCGUCGCUGUCGUCUGCGAAAAGCUCUCUGACGGGGUUGCCCGCGGGUGGAAAGAGCGCUGGGGAGAAUCGAAAAGACGAUAUGAAGGCUGACCAGGCGCCACCGCAGCGGUCUCACCCCCCAAACUAUCUCGUACCGCGCGCGUCGGAGUUCAUCCUGAAGGCGAUUGAGGUGGCUUCCCAAUUAUGCCAACAGGACGAGCUGAAACGCGCUGUAGAUGUCCUUCAGCAUGCUUACCACAUCGCGAAAAAGGAGCGCAACAAUCCUAGCAACUUUAAGGAUAUUCAGUCGGUCCUCCGUGAAAUGCGACAAAAGUAUUACGAACGCUAUCCACCGAGGUUUCUCCAGGAUAACCCCGUACUGCCCGAGGAGAUGACGCUGCUGCGGAACAGCGGGAUCAUCACGACGAUUCGUCUGCCGUGUUGGGAUGAUAUCGAGGAAGGCUACGGUGCGGAGAACAUCUUCAUGCCCUGUGAAGGGGUAUGGGAGGAUAACUUCACGCCGCAGCUCAGCAAAACGCAAAAGAAAGAGGGCGCCCAGCUCGUUCACAUCGCGAAUCUCUACCCCAAAGGGGCUGAUCUUGCCAUUGUUAGGCAUGCCGAUCCGCUUUCGGUAAUGCAGACCGUCGUCGGGGAUUGCUCCAUGGUAUGCAGCCUCAUCAUCUGUGCGAGCUACCAAAAACGAUUCCCAAAGGCCAAAAUUAUCAGCAACGUGAUCUACCCACAGGAUCGAGAGCGCAACCCCAUCCUUAAUCCCAAAGGAAAGUAUGCCGUGAAGAUGCUCAUCAAUGGCAUGACGCGGCUCGUCCGGAUUGACGACCGGCUGCCCGCGAACCCGUUCACGAAACGACUCCUCUGCACCUACAGCCAAGAUCGUACGGAGCUGUGGGUGUCGCUGAUGGAAAAGGCCUUUGUGAAGGUGUGUGGUGGGAGUUAUGAGUUUCCCGGAAGCACCAGCGCGAGCGAUCUCUACAGACUCUCCGGAUGGCUCCCCGAUUCGCUGAGUUUAACGAGCAAAGACUUCGACGCGAACUUCCAGUGGCGACGCCUUCUUCAUAGCUUCCAGAGCGGCGCGUUGUUGAUGACGUUGAUGACGCCCAACUCCCUUUCCCGUGAAGUCGAGGAGGGGAUGAAACUUUCCCCCGAGCACGCCUAUGCGGUGUUGGAGCUUCGUGAGGUGGAUGGGCUUCGCGUCGUGGGGUUGCGAAAUCCGUGGUCUUGUCAAACCUGGGGAGGGGCGCUCGCGUGGGGGGAUCGAAGCGAACUUGCCAUGACGAUCCAUCGUAGCCUGGGGUACACCAAAGAGAUGGCAGAGAUUGGGGUUUUUUGGAUGCGAUGGGAGGAUGUGCUUCGGUAUUUUGAUGGCGCCUCGUUGAGCUGGAACCCUUACCUGUUGUAUCCCACCGCCGAGGGGCUUUCGCGGAAACCAACGCGGCUUGCCUGUCAUGGUACCUAUCACCCCACCACGAGCCUCGCGGAGAUGCCGCAACUUCACAUCCACGUCGGGAAUCUCCGGCAAACGACUCGGAUGCAUCUCCUUUUCUCCCGCCAUAUCACCGAAGUCGCGGAGUUCACCGAUCAUUUCGACGAAGCGCGGCGAAAGCAGGAUCGAUUUGUCGCCCUUAAAGUCUUCGACGUGACGCCCUACCCGUCCGUGGCGCAAGGGAUCGGGGGGGGGUGUCCAUUGGGGCGGUGUUCCGCCCGUCGCCUCAGCAGCGCGUCGGAUGUGUCGACCUACUUGGAGCCGUUGAACGAUCCGAUCUACCGAAACGCGUUCGCGCACACGACGAGCUUCAAUUGUAGCCCGGCGAUGACGGAUUUGGUGGUGGUCGUGGCCCUUCAACGCACCGCGCGGCGGGGGCCCUUCGACUUCACCGUCACCCUCCACACGGCGUUGGCGCCGUCGCCGCCGAGGAGGGACCCCGCGACGGGGCUUUCCGCGCCCGCCCCGCCGCGGUCGUCCCGCUCGGCGGCGGGCUCGAACGAGGAGGCCCGGGUGUGUCUCCAUCCGAUUCCCCCAUCCGCGCUGCGCUACACGAAUCGGGUGAACGGGGCGUGGGUGAAAGGCCGUAGCUGUGGCGGCCGGAGCGAUACGGCCACCUUCGUGUACAACCCGCAGUACCUCCUACGGCUGUCGAGCCCCACCCUCUUCGCCGCUCGACUUUCCGUCUCCGACUGCGAGGAGUCGUGUGGGGUUUUUCUCCUCCGACGUCGGUUUCGCUCGCCUUCGGAGUCAUCCCUUACCUCGUUUGGCUUCCGUGUUGGAAAUCUGAGUCGGGAUGUGGAUUUCGUGAUGAAAUCGAGGCUUUACGGGGUCGGGGGGGCGCUCAUCGACAGCGCCUUGCCGGAAACCGUUUCCUAUGACCCCUAUCACCUGCUUGGCGAGGUCGCGGAGAAACCAACCACGACGCUGCGGGUUAUGGUGCAUUGCGCCCCUUUAAUGACGUCAUCCGAUCAGUUUUUCAUGCACGAGGUGAACCAAAACGACGAGCUGAGCAUGGUUUUUCUUUACGCGAUGAAACAUAAAAUGGGAUUGGGCCCUUCGAAUUCGGUGAUUCACAUCGGCAAUCACACGUUUGAGCAUACCAAGCCUAUCCAAGAUGUUCUGGAGCACGCUCGGGGUCUUGAAUCGGGUGCAAAAGGGGCAAACGCCAAACCUCACACCGGGGAGGUAUCUCUCUUUCUCAAAGUCCACGCGACGCGGGAACAGAUCACGAUGGAUAAUGAAAAGGAUCCCUUGGCGAGUGCGCUUUUUAAUAUCGCGUGCGAUGUGAUCCGGAAUCGCGGCAAAGCGGCCAGCCACCUCUCGCAGCUACGCCCCCUCAUUCAAACGGAAGGGGCUGGGGAGUUGGUUGGGAGGGCGCCCGUGGUGGGGUCUCCUCACCAGCCGAUUGCCGCGUUUCUCCUGGGUUUCCUCUCGCAGCUCUCCUCUCAACCCCAGAGGAGGGCGGUGGAUUGCUACCUCCUCCCCCCUUUGCCUGCGGGGGCGUACACGCUCAUCCCUUCUUUGUGGAAAAAAGGGGUCGCCGGGGGGUUUAAUCUCCUCGUCGAGGCGACGGAACCGUUUCAGCUCGAGCCGAUUCCACCCGAAGGCGAUGGGCUUCUCGAGCAACGCGUGGAAGGAGCGCUGCGCGAAGCGGGAAAGGUCCUCCCGGGCAGCUUUGAACCCCCCAUGCGGCUUCACGCGAGCGAUGCGUAUUUUGAGAACCUCACGAUCCGCAUUUCCCUCGCGCGACGCGGCGUCUUUACCUGUCGGUUGUUGCUCGUGGAGGCGACGACGGGUGGGGAGGACGCCGCCAGCCCGACGUGUGCGAAUCUCACCCUCUUCGCCCCACAUGGGGAGACGGAGAUGGAUAUGGUAUCGAGCUCCGGACCCUACACCUCACUUGGGAUUUCCAUUCCGCCUGUUUCGCUGGAGGAGAAGACGCGUUAUCGGUUGGUGCUCAGUUCGCUAAAGCCGUCAAAUUGCAAGUAUGUGUUGCGAAUUUACACAAGCGUCCCGUGCACCACAGAUGGAUCUUAA
This is a messenger RNA of Phytomonas sp. EM1, 4101 nucleotides long. NCBI's taxonomy places the organism in Eukaryota, Euglenozoa, Kinetoplastea, Trypanosomatida, Trypanosomatidae. The record is from the annotation of a GenBank genome assembly.